Messenger RNA from Cololabis saira (Pacific saury), 1398 nucleotides. RefSeq names its product CKLF-like MARVEL transmembrane domain containing 6 (gene cmtm6). The transcript has 5 exons. Gene Ontology annotation, cellular component: membrane. The record is from RefSeq and is a predicted model, not a curated record. Lineage: Eukaryota; Metazoa; Chordata; Actinopteri; Beloniformes; Belonidae. Bases 137 to 706 code for a protein of 189 amino acids.
GCCACAUUUUCGCACCUUCACAAUAAGAUUAAAACACGGAAGCUGAAAAAACCCGUUGCGACACAAAAACUUCAGCGCGGCUGGGAAGUUUAUUUUCCUGCGAAACGCGAGAGAACCAAGUGAAAAGCGAUCCAUCAUGGCUGCCAACACCGUGUACUCGGCCACCACGGCUCCAAACCCCAAGUCCUCCUGGUUCAAGGUCCCGUCGGAGCGACUGGACAAGGUCCGCUUCGGGAUCAAGAUCGUGGAAGUGCUGCUGUCCCUGGCUGCCUUCGUCCUGGAGGAGAUGGUCAGCAUCUGCACCAGCUGCUCCGCCCUCUACUUCUUCGAGUUCGUCAGCUGCACCGCCUUUCUGUUCACCUGCCUGCUGCUGGUGCUGCUGUCCACCGGGCUGCACCAGCGGGUCGGAAUCAGCUGCUGGGGGCCCCUGGACCUGGUCUACACCGGCGUCAUCGCCGUCCUCUUCCUCAUUUCCUCCAUCGUCUUCUCGUCGGACAACAGCGGCUCCAGCCUGGAGACGGUUGCCGUGGUGUUUGGUUUCCUGGCCACCUUGGCGUUCUUCCUGGACGCCGGCUACUUCCUGAAGACGCAGGGCUGGCCGUUCGGAAGGGGCGGGGCUUCGCCGUCGACCAACGGCAGCCCGAAGACGGGCGGCGCCGAGCCGGAGGAGCAGCGGCUCAACGCCGAGCCCAACGGGACCAACUGAAGCCGCCGCUCCGGCUUCCUGUUUCCUUUGAAAACCCAGGACACUAAAACACCAACGCUCAUCAGAUCUUAGUCGUUACAGAGAACCCAAAACGCCAUCUUUUUUUAGCUGCUCUGCUUUUUAUGUUCCGCUGUUUUUAACGUCUCGCCAUCAUGAAAACAUCUGAAAACGGUUCUGCUCCGAGACGGGUCUGAAACUUUAACAUUCCUUCUACGUUCAGAACCUCAGAACCUGGAACUCCGAGGGCCGUCGUGUCCCUGAACGCAUCGCCAGAACCCGGCCCCUUCAGGGUUCCUCGCAAUUAUUUAUUUCUUUAAAACGCCUUUGCUGAUCUGUUUGUACUAAUCAAUAAUCAGAAACGAACCACUCGUUUUAUCAGUUUCAUCUAGUUUUAGUUUUUUUUUAGUUAUUUAGCUUUUAUACAAACGGUUAAAGAUUAAAUGUCUUAUCAAUAAUCAGCAUUUAUCAAUUACCUUACAAUCAUUAUUCUGCAGUUGUUUUAGAUUGUUAUUAAGUUGUUUAUUAUGAAAAACUUUGCAAAAACAUUUUUUAAACAAUCAUGAAUUCAGGAUGUUUUUAAGCACUCUUUGGUUUAUUUAGUCCCGGUUUAACGGUGUAAUGAUGGAUGUGACCAGCAGGUGGAGCCGAGAACUCGUCUCAACCACCGGGAACUAGAUAUCAUUGUUGUUACU